GGGCGUGGCGGAGUGGUGGUGGCAGUGGCUGUGGUGGUGGUGGUCAGCCUGGCCCCCGUGCCCUUAGCUUCACUGCCUCUCCUCUGGCUCUCUGUGGCUCUGUGAUCUCUCCCCCCCGGCAUUAGUGUGCCCCUGCAGCCCCCGCCAUGUAUGCCUUGCAGAACAAUGUGGAGCCGAUGGUCAUUGACAUGGCUGUGGAGGAGAAUGACAACACAGAGGAGGAGCCGGUGAUAGUGGAGAGCACAUCACUGGACUUGGAGACCUAUGCCAACUGUUACACGGGUCUUGCCAAGCUCCAGCGACUCAUCUUCAUCGCCGAUCGGUGUCCACAGCUACGAGUCGAGGCGCUGCGCAUGGCCAUCUUCUAUGUGCAGACAACCUACAAUGUCAACCUUUACACACAGCUGCACAGAAAGCUGCAGGAAGCAGUCAGUGGGGCCAUUGCUGGCAACCCCAGCCUGCCAGACAUUGCUGGGGGAGGUGGUGUGGCGGCCAACUUCCCCGCCUUGGACAUGCAGUGGGUGGAGUCUCGUGCCAAAAAAGCCGCACUAAAAUUGGAAAAGCUUGACACUGAUCUAAAAAAUUCUAAGGUGAACAGUAUCAAGGAAUCCAUUCGGCGAGGCCACGAUGACCUUGGUGAUCACUACUUGGACUGUGGGGACCUCUCAAAUGCUCUCAAGUGUUACUCUCGUGCCAGAGAUUAUUGCACCUCCUUUAAACAUAUUAUCAAUAUGUGUCUUAAUGUUAUAAAGGUCUCAAUCUACCUAAACAACUGGUCCCACGUCCUGAGUUACGUAAGCAAGGCGCAAGCAACCCCUGAAGUAGCAGAAACCAGGCCGAGCAAUAACAAAGACCAGUCAGCCAUAAUCCAGACCAAGUUAACCUGUGCCUCAGGAUUAGCACAACUAGCAACAAGAAAGUAUAAGCCUGCAGCUAAGAGUUUUCUUGCGGCGCAACUUGAUGCCUGUGAUUUCCCAGACCUUUUGUCCACCUCCAACGUUGCCAUGUAUGGAGGACUCUGCGCACUAGCCACAUUCUCACGCCAGGAGCUACAGAAACUUGUAAUCUCUAGCAGUUCCUUCAAACUGUUCUUGGAAGUGGAACCUCAGUUACGAGACAUAAUUUUUAAGUUCUACGAGUCGAAGUAUGCCUCCUGCUUGAAGCUAUUAGAUGAAUUAAAGGAUGUUCUGAUGCUAGACAUGUACUUGGCACCACACCUCAACACACUCUACACUCGCAUUAGAAACCGUGCUCUUAUUCAGUACUUCAGCCCAUACAUGAGUGCUGAUUUAGAGAAGAUGGCAGCUGCUUUCAACACUACUAUAUCUGCUCUAGAAGAUGAAUUAAUGGCCUUAAUUCUAGAUGGACAAAUUCAGGCUCGGAUAGACUCCCAUAAUAAGAUCCUGUAUGCCAAGGCUGUGGAGGAGAGAAGCAUGACCUUUGAGCGGUCGUUGGAGAUGGGCCGGGAACACAUCAUGAGGGUGAAGGGUCUCAUACUCCGCUCAGCACUCAUAAAGAACCAAAUCCAUGUCAAGAGUCCUCCCAGGGAAGGGGGUGGGGGGGGAGGGCAAGGUGGUGGGGAUGUCACCAUGGCAGCUAGUAACAGUUCUGCUGCCACUCCAAGAAACUAGUUGCAAGUGACCAGUGCCCAGGCUGUGUUGAGACUAGACCUGUGCAGAGUUCUGGCUCUGUUGGUCCACAGGCAGACUUGCCACCAGACAAGACUUAAACAGUUAAUAUUGCUCACUUGAGUUAUACAGAUACAUUGCUGCUUGUCAUUUACUUCCUGUGUAAUUUGACAAAGCAUAUGUGUACAGGAGAGCUUUCACUUGUGAACACUAUGCAGGGGUUCUAUGACACUCUUGCCAUGAUAUCGAUCACGACAGUAGAUCACAUCAAAGUGUGCAUAGCUUACUUCCACGCUGCUGGUGAUUGCUGAUGAACACCAGCAAGUGAACCUCAGGAGGUCUGUGAACUAUGUAUCUCUAUUUACUUGGUGUUUAUCAUACCAUGUAUAGCAAUGAUUUUUUCUUUUCUCCCAAACCCAGGAACAAGCAGAAGAGUAUUUCAGUUGGGGUGUUUGAUGAUGCUGGGAUGUAACUUGAAUGAAAAGAGGCAUGAGGGAGUUCAAAUUGUGUAUGAAAUGAACCUGGAUGGUUUUCUGUUAGACCAAGCUGAACAACAUGGAGGAUGUUCUUAGUAAGUGUAAAAAAGGUAAAUUUGUGAUUGGCUGAAGAAAUGCUUUACUCUUCCAUCUGCAGAAUCAUUGACAGGAGCAGUUGUUAACUGACUGUCUUAUUUCUCUGAUGAGGUUGGCCACAGCAGAAGAGCCUCUGUGUGUCUGUCCAAGUGCUCCCUUCUUGCAUGCUCAAACUUGUGGCCUCUACUUGCUCGCCUUUCAUAGAUAACCUUUAUUUUCUUUCAACCUUUAUUUGAUUUCUUUACCCUCCUAGUGGUCUUUGUUUCUAUUAGUAUAUUCACUUUCAUUUACAAACACUUACAAGUUCUUUUCUCUAUCCUUUCAGUAUGACCAUAUCUCAAUGCUAUUGUUUGUUCCUCAUUGCUUAUAUCUUAUAAUCAACAUUAAACUCUGUGUUGCUUAUCCAUAGUUUUUCCUCACACUGACAAUUAUAUUUUCUCUUCAGCCACUUAUGAUUUACCACUUUACACUUAACCAAACAUUUCCUCACUGUGCAGUUAAGCCUCCUUUCACUGUUGACUUACAUACAUACAUAUGUACAUUAAAACACCCCAGUGCAAUUUUAUUUCUGAUUGUUUGUUGGUUUGUAAGAAGUUGGAGAUUACUGGGGAAGGGUUCACAACUCUCUUCUGCCCUUGUCCAUUUUGGUCACCUUUAACAAGCCACAGGUAACACUAGCCUUGGUAGUUCUCUUUAUGGCCACUUCUCUCACCUUGGGAGUGACAGUAAAGUGAAUAACAGAGACUAGUUGCACGACAGAGCAGUGGGUGGUGGGUUGCCACGUCCCAGUGCCAGUCGGAAUAGUACUUCACUCAAAUUUGUAAACAUGUGAUUUGCAGGAAAUUCUCAUUCCAUUGAAGUUUUGUGAAAUGAGUGUACAGGUGCUUAGAUUAAACAGUAUACCAAUGGGAGAAGAUAAAUAUUGAGUUCCAUUAUCAAUAGUUAUUAUUAUAUUAACAUUGAAAUUUUGAUAUUGAAGAAAAGUAUUUAAAGUUUAUGGAAAGUACCAAAGAUUUUAUAGAUACAAUACAUUUGCAAAACCAGCCUGCAGAUCAAUGAAAACUUGAAAGCAACAAAGGACAGGUCAUGCAUGACACUAAUAGACAUCAGCUUGUCCUGCUGUCCAAUCUACCAGCGAUGGCAUGAUGUAGCAGUGCAGCCCAGACUGUGAUUGUACCCAAAUGGUCACACUCACCUAAAAAAUGUGGACAAAUCUGCAAAUCUUAUUUAUGAACUGCCAUUGAAGUUUACUCUUCCCCAAACCCCAAAGCAUCUCAUUGUUGUUUUGUAACUUCACAGGGAUUUCCCUUUGCCAGGAUUUGUUAGAGAGGAUGAAGUCAUGACCUGCCUUGCUCUAGGCAUUAUCAUCUUGCUAAAGAAUUUCCAUAGAAUGAAUUAGAGAUGAAAAAUGACAUAAAUGAGUUGAAGCUGGUGUUUUAGCACAGUUGUCAGCACCUUGUCAUUUAAUCUGGCAGGCAAGGAUUGAUGGGAAACUGGGCAAUAGUUUCUUCUUUCCAGCAUGUGUACAUUAUCUUUCCUUGUCACCCUGUUAGGAAGGAAGGGACAUGUUUGAGAAACUUCAUUUACUUCUCUGUUUAUCUUUGAUCCAUGGCUGAGGCAGUGAGUUGGUGUUAAUUAAUCUUGAUGGAGUGCACAAGGAGGUUAUGAAAUGCUCUCUUUGGGAAUCUACUCGUAAUGGAGUUUGACAGUGGGAUGAGUAAUGAAGGCUUUAUCUUGUUGGGAAUGAAAGUUGGGGACUCAUUUAGGGUUCUCUGGCAUAAUUUGAAUUAAUCUGCCACUUAUUCUUUGUUGUCCAACCUUCUUUCACUAUUCCUGUAGAGAAGAAGGCAGGGAAGUCAGAGUAUGUGUGGUGGGUAGAGAGAACUUAUUGAUGCAGCUUACACAAACACAUCACAAGGCCAAGUCACUUCAGGGUUCUGAUGUCAAGGGUCCUGUGUUAUUGAAGUGUUUAUUGCUGAACAUUAUUCCUUGGAUAUGGAUUUCCCAAGUAGUCAAUCUGUGGAAAAUAAUUUUCAUAAAGUAUGAUGACUGAGGAAUUUACCUGGCUUGUGUUCACAUUCUUUUAUCUGAUGCAUCUCUCUUUCCAGCGAUGGCUAUUUGGCAUAAAGAAAUUUGGUAAUUUGAAGAUCCCACUAACUGUAGCCCUGUGAAAUCUUUAGGAGCUGAGCUUCAGGAGUCAUUGCUACUGCAGUAUUGUGCUUUAGAGAGAGAUGAGGACUGUGGGAUUGUGUUUAUAUCAGAUUUGUAGGGCAGUAUGUUUGACAUUCAUUAGUUUAGGUUUUGUGCUUCCAUUUCUGCAUCUUUAGUGUGUGUUGGCUUCAUUCCCAAUGCUCACAUGUGUGUUGCUGGUCUCACUUAUUUAUUUAUUUUUUAUAUAUUUAUUAUUUUUUUUUUUAGCAAACUCCCAAAGGUUUUUCAUAAUUAUUAUAUGACUUGCAGCUGUUCUGCAGUUCCUUGUGGUUAGUUCUGAUGAUACACAUUCCAAUUUCUCUCUCUCUCUCUCUCUCUCUCUCUCUCUCUCUCUCUCUCUCUCUCUCUCUCUCUCUCUCUCUCUCUCUCUCUCUCUCUCUCUCUCUCUCUCUCUCUCUCUCUCUCUCUCUCUCUCUCUCUCUCUCUCUCUGUUAUACUAUUUCCUUGUUAAUAGUUCUGUACUUAAUGUCAGUUUCUCUCAUUAAUUCUAUUAGUGACUUGCUUCAAACUUUACUUCCUCUGCCACUUGCAACCCAAUGUGAUUUUGGCAGGACUCCUUGGCCUCACCUUUCACCAUUAUCUCUUCAGUGGCUUGUCUCCUGCUGCAUUCUUAUUUGCCUUUUUGUGGUCAUGAUGUGGAGGAGUUGUUUUACUGCCUCAGAUUUGCUUGACAUAUAUUCCUCCAUGUUGUUUAUUCCUGGUGACAAGUUUUAUUUUUGCUGGAUCACUGGUUGUUUGAUUUAUUCUUUAUGCCACUCAAAAGCUACACCACUGCCUCUGUCCUGUUCCCUGUUUGAGCUUCCUGAUGGUGGUGAUGAGGUGUUGCUAAAGGACUUGUGAGAAGAUUGUCUUUUUCUUCCAUUAAGUAAUUUUUCAUUUGGUUUUGAAUAAGUUUCCAGUCAAGUCUGUUCCAUACAUUACUUCAUCUGGAACCAAUAUAUCUUAUAACUUCUCUUUUCAUUAAUUUGAGCAACAGCUUUGUUGGUGUAGAGAAGAAUUCUUGACCAUGAAAUCAUGCCUUGCCUUUAGACACCAGUGUUUGCUACAAGGUGGUGGUGUUCUUCCUCAGCUUGGAACAUGGUUCUGCCAACUAGCUUUUGCUUCCCAAGGAUGUCACGUCUACCUUGUCUCUAAACACUGUAAGGUGUCUUUUUCAAGUAAUCUUGGAGCAAAGCCUUCAAUCAAGAUGUAAAGAUUGCCAAGGUUUCAGAAACAUUUGUUCAUUCUUCAUAACAAAUGAGGCGCUGGAGAACAUCACUCAAGUGGUUGAUGGAGGGAGUUUUCUGAAGGUUAGUUCCAUUAUAAUUUUACCCAUGAAGAACACAGCCUCAGUGGAUUCCUGUCCUGCAUCGAAGAACUGAGUAGCUUGUUGUGGCCAGUUACUAGGAUGUAUAGUCUUUUCCUUGAGGAAUACCAUUCAUAACCUAAGACUUCACAUGUGCACUCUUUUCCUGUUGGUGUGCCAGCAACUCAAACUGCAUAAAUGAAAAUCCAAGUGCUCACAUAACUACAUUGCACCUUCCGGACUGAUCAAAAGUUCUCAAAAUCAGUAAUUAUGCAGAUAUUGUUUCCCGAGUACAUUUUGAAGUGAGUUUGGUGUCAGUAGAAAAUACUCUUGCAAAUCACUGAGGUAGGCAUUUUAUACAUAUUUUUAUCAAUUUUUGUGUGUUGUGUUUUGUGAUCAUGUUUGAAAUUUGUUGGUGGCAGUAGAGAAGAGUUGUCGGGUCGGCUUUGUGUCAGUGACAAGAUGUGUGGGUCACAAGUGCUGCUGUCGCAUUGCUGCUAUAUUGUGGAUACCCUUGAAUUCAGCUAGAACAUUUUCCCCAGCUGUAAUCUUUCUAUUUAUUAUAUUUUUUCUCUUGUGCACAGACCAAGCCACUAGUCUACAUAACUACUUUUAAGUUAGCAAUUUGAUCGUUGAAAUAACCGGAGGUAUGCAGGAGAUACAGGGUUGUCAGUUUUUGUUGAUUGUUAUUGUAUUAUAAUGUGCAGCAGUUGUGUAAAUUGAAUAGACUAACAUAUUUGACAAGGUUAAUAUUUGCAGCAUAUAUGAUAAUUCACUGGAUGAUGAAAAGUUAUAUGAAGCAAAACUGCUGUGUGCAUUGCUCCUAAAAUAUUAUCACAACUAUACUGUAUGCAAGUGGCAACCAUAUUUAGCAUAACAUUGUAAUCUCAUAUACUACUUCAAACAAUGAAUUGUUGUUCACUGUAGUCAGGUUGGAAUAUAUCUUUAAAUUCACUUCAUAUCUGGAGUUGAAAAUUUAAAGGGAGAAAUACACAGUAUAAUCUUGAGGCUCCAGAACCAGCACUGCUUGAGGCUUGCCACCACUGUAUGUUGAGAAGAUCAGUACCUCCUCUCCGUGUGAUUGUAAAUUACCCUAGGAGUUCACUCUUCACUUUUAACCUUGAGCAGAUUAAUGUGCUCACCAGUUGUCAGCAAAUAAAGUGCUUCUUUUCAUAGUAAGGAUUGAGCAGACCUUGCUGUGGAUUCUGAUGAUGUUUGGAGUGGCUGGGAGUAAUGGUGAUUUUCUAUUGAGAAUAGUAAAAUAACACAUCCAA
Molecule: messenger RNA, 6970 nt
Organism: Portunus trituberculatus (swimming crab)
Lineage: Eukaryota; Metazoa; Arthropoda; Malacostraca; Decapoda; Portunidae
Gene: CSN1b
Product: COP9 signalosome complex subunit 1-like
Exons: 12
Coding region: 147-1631 (494 amino acids)
Cellular component (GO): COP9 signalosome
Source: RefSeq, a predicted model, not a curated record